AUGUCUCCCGCUAUGGCCCAAGCCGGUGCCGGCUCUGCCGCUAAGGAUGUUAAGAGAGAAUCCGCGACUGCUCGUCUUCUGGGUUCCGGAACCGCCGGAAUUGCGGAGCUGAUGGUCUUCCACCCUGUUGAUACCAUCUCCAAGCGCUUGAUGAGCAACCAGACCCGGAUCACCUCCACCGCUGGUCUGAACCAGGUUGUUUUCAAGGAAUACGCCAACGCCUCUUUCGGCGGCAAGUUCACCUCUCUCUUCCCCGGUCUGGGUUACGCCGCCGGGUACAAGGUUCUCCAGCGUAUCUACAAGUACGGUGGUCAGCCUUUCGCUCGCGACUACCUCGCCCAGCACUGGGGUUCCGACUUUGACAAUGCUUUUGGCAAGGGUACCGGCAAGGCGAUCAUGCACGCCACUGCUGGAAGUUUGAUCGGUAUCGGAGAGAUCGUCCUUCUGCCCCUGGACGUCCUCAAGAUCAAGCGUCAGACUAACCCCGAGGCUUUCCGUGGCCGUGGUCUGUUCAAGAUCAUCUCCGAUGAGGGUAUGGGUCUCUACCGUGGUGCUGGUUGGACUGCCGCCCGUAACGCUCCCGGAUCUUUCGCUCUCUUCGGUGGUUCCGCUUUCGCCAAGGAGUACAUCUACAACCUGAAGGACUACAACACUGCUUCCUGGAGCCAGAACUUUGUUGCCUCCAUCUGCGGUGCCAGUGCCUCCCUGGUCGUGUCAGCUCCUCUGGAUGUGAUCAAGACCCGUAUCCAGAACCGCAACUUCGAGAACCCCGAGUCCGGCUUCCGCAUUCUGUCUAACAUGGUCAAGAACGAGGGUGUCACCAGUUUCUUCAAGGGUCUGACGCCCAAGCUCCUGAUGACCGGACCCAAGCUCGUUUUCAGCUUCUGGCUGGCUCAGACGUUGAUCCCCGCCUUUGGCCAGGUCGUUUAA
Molecule: messenger RNA, 930 nt
Organism: Aspergillus niger
Lineage: Eukaryota; Fungi; Ascomycota; Eurotiomycetes; Eurotiales; Aspergillaceae
Exons: 6
Coding region: 1-930 (309 amino acids)
Cellular component (GO): mitochondrion
Molecular function (GO): guanine nucleotide transmembrane transporter activity
Source: RefSeq, a predicted model, not a curated record